GACGUCUGAUUAAAAAAAAGUGCAGUAGUUAACUCGUUCAUCUGCUUCUUUCACUAUUUUGGUUUGUCUUUUUCACUCUUGUACUUAAUUGGAAUUGUAGAAAGAUAAUUCAAACCACCAUUUGCAUAGCGUAAACUUGCAUGUCCUAUAAAGAUUUAAUUGGUUGCUGUACUUAAUCAAAGUGUCGAAAUGUUCCUCACGUCUUUUCUGAAAAAGAUAAGUAGCAGUGAGAGCAAACCGCCUCCCGAAACAGUUAAUAAUGUGAUAUUAGAGAAGGCUGUAACCGUAAGUUCACCAGUGAACUUGCCAAGUUGGAAGGACAGAUCAAUUUGGACAUCAUCGUGCAGACAGGAACCAAAUGUUCAGAAUCAAUGUCAAGAAAUCAAAGAAAUCAUCACUGACUUGCUGAGGACAAUUAGAGACCCUGAAAAGCCCAACACGUUAGAAGACCUGUUGGUUAUUACAGAUGAAUCUGUUCAAGUACAACCAUUCGAGGAAAAUGGUUACUUGGUUAGAAUAGAUUUCAAUCCUACAGUUCCUCAUUGUUCACUUGCAAGCCUUAUUGGCCUCUGCCUGAGAGGCAAGAUUCAGAAAAAUGUGGUGGAAAGGAUUAAAUUGGACAUAGUUAUUGCAGAGGGGAAACACAGCACAGAAGAAGAGAUCAAUAAACAAAUCAACGACAAGGAAAGAGUCGCCGCCGCCUUAGAGAAUCCCAACUUAAAAGAAAUGGUCGAUAGUUGCAUAAGAGAUGAAGAAUAAUAAGAAUUUUGUUAAGAAAAAAAAAUAAAAGACGAUAAAUUUCCUCAGAGUAUUUUGUAUUCCAUUCCAUGAGAUCAACUCACAAGUAUGAAAGGCACUGCAAAGGCACUGCAGAGACAAUUUCAUCGCACAUAUACACCCUGGAUUGAUUUUAGUAGAAGACUAGAAACAAUUACCAAAAAGCUCCCUGGUAUAUAUAUAAAUUUUGCAAGUGUUAUCUCUGGUAAGAAGAAAAGCAUAACCAAAAGCGACAAGCAAGUUUGUUUCGUGAAAGACUUGUAAACUUAAAAAAAGAUCAAAAUUUCUCAAAAACGAGA
Molecule: messenger RNA, 1076 nt
Organism: Daphnia pulex (common water flea)
Lineage: Eukaryota; Metazoa; Arthropoda; Branchiopoda; Diplostraca; Daphniidae
Gene: galla-1
Product: cytosolic iron-sulfur assembly component 2A-like
Exons: 3
Coding region: 190-759 (189 amino acids)
Source: RefSeq, a predicted model, not a curated record